AUGUCUGCUAGACGUUCCUCGAGGGCCAAUAAAGGUCAACAUAGCAAAAGAGAAAUAGAUUUCUAUGUGGAUGAAGAAGAAUUGCCAUCUGACAGGAAGAGACUGUUAAAUAAUAGCUCGCAAGAUAAUAAACGGCCGCAUUUGGACCAAGAUGAAGAUGAUGGAGAUUAUAAGGAAGACGGUGAAGAAAAAAGGGAUGACGAUAUAGAGGACGAAGGUGAAGUAAGAUGUACCCCAUGUGGCACGACAAGUGAAAAUUAUGAUGAAGACAGCGACCAGGGAGGUACGAUGAUUGAGUGUGAGUCUUGCAAAACCUGGCAACAUGCCAAGUGCAUGGGCUAUAGGACAUCCAAGACAAUUCCAAAGCAUUACAAAUGUAAUGUUUGUAGUGGACUGAAUAGUAAUAAGUUGGAAAAGGCUAAUGUUGACUCGUCUGCUAUUAGUGAAAAAUUGAAAGAUAAGACCAGGGCAAGCGUGGCAAAGGCUUUCGUUAAUGUUUUCAAGAGGAACAUUCCCGAAUCAUAUAACUUUCCUGAAGGAAUGGAUAACGAAAAAUUAUCGUCCAAAUGGGCCAUUGAAUUGGAAAGAGAGAUUUUUGUUUGGUGUCCUAAAAAGGAUAAGAAAUAUACUGACAAAAGUCGUAGUCUUAUGGUAUUAAUUAAGAAGCCUAAUGUUAUGACUCGUCUAAUCGAUGGUGAGUUAUCGUUUACCAAGUUAGUUAAUUCGUCGCCGGAGGAAAUUGACAGUGAAUUAAAAGAAUACGCCGAAAGAGUGAGGCUGGAAUCAAUUCGUCGUUCAGUUUUAACGGUAGAUGCAAAUCAAGGUCAAAGAAUCAGGAGGACCCACAAAGGUGAAGAAAUAGUUGAGGAUGCUAGUAACCAACAAGAGGAUGUUGAUAUUAGCAUAAUGACAAGGAACAUUGAUCACCGGAGAUUUGAAGAUGGGGAACCUGCAAGAGAAAUAAUAGUUAAUGAUAGUGGUAAGCCAGCCUAUAAUAACUAUAUGGAGGAUGAUGAUGAAGAGGGAGAAGAAGAAGCAGAAGAAAAGCAAAAACAAGGAUCCGAUAAAGAAGGUUCUACAUCGGACGACAAAGAGGGGUUACCUCUGAGUGAUAUUGAUGAUGUUCCCGAUUUAGAUGAUGAUGAAUUAGAUUUCAUUAUUAAGGGAAAGAAAGAAACAAAAGUGGAGACGAAAAAACCACUGAAUAUUAAAUUGCCUCCUAUUUUUUCAUCAAAGAUAUGGUCAGGGCGUAUUACAUUUCCAGAUUUUGCAUCAUUCGGUGCUAGUGGUGAAUUUUAUACUUGUUCGAAUUACAAGAAUCCGACAAACCCACAAGAAGUUAAACUUCAUAAUCGAUACGUCAACAUUUCGAAGGAAAUACUUUCGAAGGACCAUUAUGAAGUUGAGGGGCGAUUGGAUAGAACAAGAGCAGAUGCGUAUUUGGACAAGAUUAUAACGACAAGAGACUUGAUUUUAGUUGAAAUCAAAUGCACUGAAAAUCAAAGUGGAUACGAUAAGUUAUACAGGUAUUUGCUUGAAAGAAAUAAAGUAGGAGUUUUGUCAGGUAGGCCAGCAUUUGUUAAAGAUGCAUAUUUGUUAGGCAUAGAUGGUAAUGAUUUCAACUUACCAGAAUAUUUAAAGUCUCUUCAUAAGAUUGUUGGAAAAGUUGGUUUGUUCGCUUUAUAUAUUGUUAAGAAGGACUAUGUACCCACUGGCCCAAGCAUUCUCAAAAAGUCGACGCCUAACCCUACACAUUAUAACUCACAAUCAUCUAAUACAUCUUCAAAAGAGAAAACUCCAUUAUUGGAUUCAAUUUUAUAUAAGCUUGGUGGAAAUGAUACCAAAAAAGAAAAUAUUCAAAUUCAAACUCCUCAAUAUAAUCCACCAGUCGCACAAAAUGGGUUACCUGCCAGUUUAACCACGGACCAGCUUUCAUACUUAUCAGGGUUGGUUCAACAAAACCCUCAAGUUCAACAAAACCCUCAAGCAUUAAUUCAGUUGUUGCAACAACAAAAGAAUACUGAUUAUUCUCCUUAUCAUUAA
Molecule: messenger RNA, 2043 nt
Organism: Debaryomyces tyrocola
Lineage: Eukaryota; Fungi; Ascomycota; Pichiomycetes; Serinales; Debaryomycetaceae
Source: the annotation of a GenBank genome assembly